AUGGCGUCGACAGACUUACCUGUCGGGGCCUCCACCCUCGAUUUUGAUGUUUCCAUGCUGAAACCUCCCAUCCGUAUCAUUCUACACGUCCUUCCCAAUGUUCAACAGCCCCCAAAGCUUAACGUCCGAGCGAACUGUCUCGCAAUUGCACAAUCCUUCUUUGACCAGACAAAGCCACAACUACUUAGCCGUAAAUCCGCUUACGUCCAUUCACCACUACCUGAGGAGAAGUGGGAAAGUCGCGUGAUUAUCGACGCGUGUACUGGUGAAAUUAUAGAGGGGUCUGUUUCCGAUCAAAUUCCUCUCUCGGUUUUUAUCGUUUCUCAAGGAAAGAAGGGCUGCUGUGAAGAAGAGGGUCAACCUGGCUCGGGACCAAGCGGCAAUACCCCCAUCAGCCUCGUCUCACUGUCCUAUCUUCCUGUGCGUCUCCAAGGUUACCCAAUUCGCGUCGUUUUGGUGGUCCCAGUUGAUGAGACUGUCGGGGAUCUCCGGUCGCGGUGUACAGCCGCAGCGAGGGCCUUCUUGGAGCUCAUGAUGAUGGAUGUGCAGCAAAGGAAAAAGACCUUUUACCUCAUCCGCGGAAUGACCGUCAGUGGGCCGGAUAAAAAGGAGUCUCAGAUGGUGAUUGACUAUUGGAUUGGGCAAUCUAAGGGGACUGAGCAGCCACCACUAUUGACGGUCGCCUAUCAAGGCCAGCUUCAGCCCGAUGGGCAAAUGAAAUUUCAGCCGACGGAGGGAGGCAAAUCAAAAUACCUCGUUUUCCUGAUGAAACAUGUGUUGGCAAAGGAUGCGGUCACCAUAGAGGGAGAGGUAGCGGCAGCAAACCAGACUAGCUUUUCAUCUGCACCUGAAUUCAGCCAGCCACCUGUGUCCCCCCAAGCUGAAAUUGAUGGAUGGUCGGAUAUAAUGGCAUCUGGCGACUGGGUUAUGCCGGAUAAAGCGGCCAACAGUGGCGCGCUGAGUUGGGAGUUUAUUGGCCGCGAAUGA
Messenger RNA from Penicillium verhagenii, 987 nucleotides. RefSeq lists its product as uncharacterized. Bases 1 to 987 code for a protein of 328 amino acids. The record is from RefSeq and is a predicted model, not a curated record. The transcript has 4 exons. Lineage: Eukaryota; Fungi; Ascomycota; Eurotiomycetes; Eurotiales; Aspergillaceae.